AUGUGUUCCACUCUCCUGGAACGGAUAUUCAAUGGCUACGACAAGAAAAUUCCCCCUAAUCAAAAUAAAGAUCAUAAUGAAAGACAAGUGAAGGUGGUUGUCAAUAUGUAUAUAAAGUCUAUGUUUUCUAUAAGUGAAAUAAACAUGGACUAUUCUAUGAGUAUGUUUCUAAGAGGACGCUGGGUCGAUGACCGUUUGCAAUAUACAAACACACUGAACCUGUCUAGAAUUGUUCUCGACAAUUCUCUCUUUGAGAACAUUUGGAUACCAGACAUGUAUAUAUUGAACGAGAAAGAGUCAGACUUUCAUGAGGUCACGGUACCAAACAAGUUAAUGCAUAUUUAUCCCGAUGGAACCGUACAGUACAGUGCAAGAGUGACUGGUGUAUUUUCAUGUAAAAUGCAGUUGAGGACAUACCCGUUCGAUAAACAAUCAUGUAACUUUGAAGUUGAAAGCUAUGGACACAAUACAGAAAUGUUAACAUUUGUCUGGAGUGAAAACCCAGUUACUUUAGCAAAGGAUAUAGAAUUUCCCCAGUUUUCAUUGACGAAAAUCAGACCGUACGGUUGCGAGAAAGACUAUUACGGCAUUGUGUACCCUUGUAUUGGCGUAGAAUUUCACUUGGAAAGAAAUUAUGAGUAUCAUCUUGUGCAGAUUUACGUGCCAAGUAUUCUUACCGUUUUACUUUCCUGGGUAAACUUCUGGCUUGACUGCGAUGCGACUCCAGCUCGAAUUUCUUUGGGAUUGUUAACAGUACUCACUAUGACUACGCAGAGCUCAGGAGCACGUGCAAACCUUCCACGUGUGUCGUAUAUAAAAGCAAUAGAUGUGUACAUGGCAGCAUGCAUUACUUUUGUGUUUUUGAGUCUCAUUGAAUUUGCAUACGUUAAUGUUUUGGAAAGGGUUGAAAGCCGAAGGAAUCCAGAUGAUAGUUGCGUAAAUGGAGAAGCAAAAGGAAGAGAUCACACCAGAGACAAUGAGCACAAACCUGAAAAAUUCAAUGGAUCAAUGUUUGCCUGCUUCAAGAUGGAGCGGUUAACCACUAUGGGGCGAGCUCGUCGUGCUGACAAAAUUUCACGUGUUAUAUUCCCUGCAGCGUUUGUGAUAUUCAACAUUAUAUACUGGACCUUUUAUUUGUACUUAUUCUCAAAUUCCCAAGAUAUUAACUGA
Mercenaria mercenaria is the source of this 1170-nucleotide messenger RNA. Its product is annotated as glycine receptor subunit alpha-2-like. The coding region runs from base 1 to 1170 and encodes 389 amino acids. Lineage: Eukaryota; Metazoa; Mollusca; Bivalvia; Venerida; Veneridae. The transcript has 9 exons. Gene Ontology annotation, cellular component: synapse; neuron projection; membrane. Gene Ontology annotation, molecular function: extracellular ligand-gated monoatomic ion channel activity; chloride channel activity; neurotransmitter receptor activity. The record is from RefSeq and is a predicted model, not a curated record. Gene Ontology annotation, biological process: nervous system process; chemical synaptic transmission; chloride transmembrane transport.